Molecule: messenger RNA, 856 nt
Organism: Nicotiana attenuata
Lineage: Eukaryota; Viridiplantae; Streptophyta; Magnoliopsida; Solanales; Solanaceae
Product: protein PHLOEM PROTEIN 2-LIKE A9-like
Exons: 3
Coding region: 149-385 (78 amino acids)
Source: RefSeq, a predicted model, not a curated record
UAUAAUAUAUUCUUUUCUCGAGUUUAAUCAUCCGGUAUUCAGAAUUAAUUGGUUUGACGACUAAUCCAUAUUUGCACUGAAUAAGUGAAUUAACAGGGGUAAUCAAAGCGCUCCCUCCGAAAAGUUCUUCCUCUCAAGCAACUCAAACAUGCGACAACCUUUGGUUAAGAUUGAAGGAACUCAAAUCAUCUCACCACAUUUUUUGGGGUAUGUAAUUUAUCCCAAAGCUAUUAAUAUUGUUUGGGGAAACGACAAGCGCUUUUGGAAGUUACCCAAAUACGAAAAGGAGGACGCAGAACUUAUUCAAGUAGAUUGGCUAGAGGUAACUGGUUGGAUUGACAAUGUAUUAGAGAAGAAAACAUACGACGUCGGUCGGUGUCAUUGAUGCCUGAUGCGUUCGGUUGGAGUGAUUCACCAGUCUAUAUUAUGGCUAAAUGGGGAGACAACACUCAAUGGAGAAAAGUGAAUUUGACAACUGAUAUUGACAUUAAUGGCAAAAAGAUGAUACCAAAAACUCUUACUAUAUAACAAAAGGAAAUGGGAAUACUGAUGAUAAGCUGUAUUUUGGUUUGUAUGAAGUUUGGAGUAAAAGGUGGGAAGGAGGUUUGAAAAUUCAUUGUGUAAACUUGACAGAGAGAAGCUAAGCCGAUGAAGUGUGGGGGAGCCAGAGCGUGGGGAUGCGGGUUCGGCAGAAUGCACAACCUUUUAUUCAAAUUAUGUCUUUAUCUUAAAAAAUUCGUUGAAUAUUAUAUAAAAUAUUAUUUUAAAAUUCAAUAACUUAAAAGGAUAAUAAUCCCAAACCCAUAAGAUUCAAAUCUUGGCUCCACCUCUGAGAGCGAGGGGAUAUAAUCUCAAG